AGGGGAUAUUUGAAUGUGGCCGGUAAAAUUUAUGUCCGCCAUGUUUACGAGGAGCUGUUCCGCCUCUUUCGGUUAUUCCCCUUCGCGGUGCCCGCCUCCAUCGCCUCCUCCCCCGGUUUACCGCUCCCUCCACCCCCGGCCUCCGCCUCCGCUGUAGUUCAUCCCCGGGGCCAGAAGCUCACCUGUUGACGGUGAAGCGAGCCAGCAAGCGAACCGUAACCAGCGUUCCUACUCAUCUUCUCCCUGGAAAGUUAGAAUUUAAACCACUGCAGAGAAAAAAGUACAAUUUGUCGGUUUUUCGGAAGAGAAACCCACGUGAAGUUUAGAAAGUGAAAGAGGUUUUAACGCAGCCUCAGCGUCUUUCGGAGGUUGGAGCAACUUUUUCUGCUAAAUGAAAGUUUCCAAAACGGAGUGAAACUACAAUAAAGAAAUGCCCCAAAGCCACAUGGAGAGCCCUAGGAGUCAGUGGCACGAGGAACCGCAGUCACCGUGGCUGACCCACGUGGCCAGCAGUCCCGCCUCCUCGGGGGCGGAGUCGGAUACGGAGAGCAGCAGCACAGAGAGCGAGAAGUCUUGUAUCAAAAAGACAGAAGUGGGUUCCCCUAAAGUGGUCUCUUCACCCUCCAAGGUCCAGCAGAGAAUUGUCGAGAUUGACCAGCAGAAGGAAGAACUCAAGAUUGAAUUGCAGCUGGAGAUCGCGCUUCUGCAAGGCGAGCUGCAAACGGAGAAGACGCAGCUGCUCAGGCACACGUGCAAGCUGCGAGAACUACGAGAAAGAGCACAGCCGAAGCCUGGCGAAAGUCGCCGGAAAGAGCGUGAGCAUCUGGAGAAAGAGAGGGUCCGAGUGGAGGAGCUAAAGAGAAAGUGCCAGGAGAAGCGGGAGCUGAUCCCGAGUCAGCCGGAGAACCAGAGGCAGCGGCUGAUGGUGGAACUGCAGCACGACAUUGAGGCGAUGGAGGCUGCAGUCCGAGCGUUCGAGGACUGGGAAUUCCGUAUUCUGGAGCAGGAAAGCGGCGUGGACGAGGAAGAAGAGGGCAAUGAGGAGGUCAGGGAUGAAGAGAUGAGAGUGUCCUUGGAGAGGGACAUUUCCUGCCAGCAACUUGCUGUCAGCGCAGCACAGGACCGUGUGCAACUGCUGGAGACGCAAUUAAAGGACAUGGAAGGCGAGAAGGAGCGAGAGUUGGACGCCCUGAGCAAGCAGAAGAGCGAUCUCAUGCACUCUGCUCACAUGGUUGUCCAAGAGAAGAAACCACUUUCUGAUUGGUCCAAUAUCACUGGCUCCGCCCCCUGCAUGAUGUCACUGUCACCUCUUAGUGUUCACAAGCCCCCUCAGGAGCCGAGCAAGGACAGCGGCACUCUUCCCCGGCGUCGGAGCUCGCAUCGCAGCAGUAGACUGAAGGAUAGGCCCCUCUCAGUUCAGGGCCUUGUGAGGACCCUACCAAAUAGCAUCUAUUCCCCUGAGGCGUACGUCUCCCCCCUCUCCUCUCCGUCCCAGAAACACCACAACGGGUACGUCGUUGGGCAACGAGCCGACGCCGCCAACGGCUGCGAGCGCCUCACGCCGUGUGACAGCACUCGGAGCUCUCGCGCAGCCAGUCCGUGUCUGAUGGAUCUGGUGGAGAUCGAGCGGAAAUUGCGGGAAGCCAAAGCGGAACGAGAGAGGCUACUUAGAGAGAGGGAAGAGCGGCAAAGAGCGGUGUUGGAAAAAAGAAGACAGCGGCAGCUCAACUCUCCCAUGACAGAAGGAGACGAUCCGCACAGGCCAGAAUCACAGGAGAACCAGAAAAGCUCACUAAAUUCUCCUGAGCGGCUACCUCUGUCCUUGUCUCCGGACUUUGACCUGCGCGCCCACGUGGAGUCCCUGGGUCACGGGGUUUCAGGUUGCACCGACCUGCGCCUAACGUCUCGCCGCUGCGCCGGCUUUCUGACAAAGCGUGGCGGACGGGUCAAGACCUGGAAGAAGAGGUGGUUCCUCUUCGACGUGGACCACCGACGACUGGCCUACUACACAGAUUGUGAUGAGAGGAAGCUGAAGGGCGUUAUUUACUUCCAGGCCAUCGAAGAGGUUUACUACGACCACCUGCGCACCGCCGCCUCUUCACCUCGUCCCAGCUUAACGUUCUGCGUCAAGACGUACGACCGCCUCUUCUUCCUGGUGGCGUGCAAUCCGGUGGCCAUGAGGAUCUGGAUGGACGUCAUUGUCACGGCGACUGACGAACACAGCCGUUAUUGACCUCUACAGGUGAGCGUUUGCUGAAGAAGGAGAAGCUGUUACUUUAUAAGGAGGACGCUAAUCAGUCUGUUACUGGCUGUUUCAACUCCCUCUACUGGCCUUUGUCGGGCAUUACAUCUCAGUGAUGUUACAGGACCAAUACAAAAACGGCCAAUCAUAAUUGAAUUGAUUAAUCUCCAUAUUAUACUGGACAUUUUCAUUAACUUAUUCUAUGGAAGUGCGUGGGGAUUGCCAAAAAAUCAAGUCAUACACUGUUCUCAAUGCACUAUUAAAUAUGUAAACAAAUUACGUUUCUGUCUUUUCUUUUUUUAACACUUUCUGGGACAGUGGUCACUACAGUGGACAGCCAUUUAAAAGUUGACACUUAAGACCUUUAGCCUUUUGUAGGGAAAGGGAGUAUUUAGUCAUUUAAAAAAACAAAUAUUAGCAAUUAUUAUUAUAUGAUUAUUUUUUUUAGUUUGUAGUGAUUAUUGUAUUUUUUUAUUUCUUAAAUAAUUAUGGAUAUAUGUAUAAAAUUAAUAAAAAGAGCAAAAUCAGAAAUACACACUAGUAAUGACCCAUUAUAACAAUCUAAAGUAGAUAUUUUUUCUCUAUGACAGGAUAAAAAAAGGUCUUAAAUAGCAUUAUUAUGUGAAUUAAAAUUAUAUUUUGAGACGAUUCGACUAUAUACAACAAUUUGGCAAAGCGCAGAUGACGAGAAAUUUGUUUUUUAAUCUACGUUUAGCCACACCUUUCAUUAUAGCGCUCUAGCGUCCCCAGCUGGAGGAAGACGUCGACAGGGUCACUAUUUCCGCUGAUUUAGAAUUCAGCCCAUUGAGAAAUAAGAUUCAGAACGAGGAAUAUAUGACACAGAGCAGCAAAAUGUCAUUAUUGUUUCAAUCUCUCUACUCCAAUAUUUUUACAGGACAUUCUUUUUGUCUAAGUAUUUUUCCCCAAUUGCUAAAUAAAUGGUAAGGUCAUAACGAAUAACUUGUCUUGUGCUAAAUGGAAUAUGAAAUAUUCAAAAUGCAUUUAGUCAGUACGACAUGGCAAAAUUACUCCAUAAUGGUCAAAACGAUUGACUUCUUGCACCUUCCGAAUGAUAUUUUACGCCACCGGAGUUGGUCCGGCUUUUGUCAUUUCCCUGCCCGGGCUUCGGAGAAUGUUAGCAAACCAGGAGGCGUGGCAGGUAGCCGACAUGCUAACCCGAACCGAGCGGUGUUUCAAAGUCUUAUUUC
Messenger RNA from Corythoichthys intestinalis (scribbled pipefish), 3450 nucleotides. RefSeq names its product pleckstrin homology-like domain family B member 3. The transcript is spliced from 15 exons. The record is from RefSeq and is a predicted model, not a curated record. Bases 431 to 2233 code for a protein of 600 amino acids. Lineage: Eukaryota; Metazoa; Chordata; Actinopteri; Syngnathiformes; Syngnathidae.